Molecule: messenger RNA, 1624 nt
Organism: Astyanax mexicanus (Mexican tetra)
Lineage: Eukaryota; Metazoa; Chordata; Actinopteri; Characiformes; Acestrorhamphidae
Gene: sting1
Product: stimulator of interferon response cGAMP interactor 1
Exons: 7
Coding region: 305-1477 (390 amino acids)
Biological process (GO): activation of innate immune response; reticulophagy; positive regulation of type I interferon production
Cellular component (GO): autophagosome; endoplasmic reticulum membrane
Molecular function (GO): cyclic-di-GMP binding; 2',3'-cyclic GMP-AMP binding
Source: RefSeq, a predicted model, not a curated record
UGUGUGUGUGAGUGUGACUAAGUCUAAGCGUAUGGGGAGAGGAGAGGGUAGGCGAAGAAUAGCUCCUGAUACUGAGAGAGACAAUAAGAGAUAGAAGUAGAAAGAGAGAGAGAUAGAGAGAGAGGAAAGACAGUAUAGGAGAGAGAAACCGUGAGGAAGUGAAGACAAAAAGCAAGAUAAUAAAAGAUAAGGAAGGAAAGCAGAAGGCAGAGCUGGUGUAUAGUCCGCUGAAUUACUUUUUAGACUUCUGAUAAGCACAGCUGCAGACUCAUCCGUCCUCCCGUGAUCUGAGACAGUGGUGCUGAUGGGGGAUGAGAGCGUGGUCCCGAGGCCUCGGGGGUGGGCUCCGGCUGUGUGUGCGGUGGGUUUGAGUCUCACAGCUCUGGCGCUGGUCAGCCUGGUGGACCCCAGCUCUAUUAGAGGAGCGUGUGAACUGGCUGCGCUGUCUCUGAGUCUGGGCGCUCUGCUGCACAGCCUGUGUCUGCUUACAGAGGAGUGGCUGUUCCAUUCACAACAAAGGUAUGGUGGGAGCUUCAAGCGGAUUCUUCAGGCCUGUUUCAGCAGGGCUAAUGUUGGUGGUGUGUGUGUGGUGUUUCUGAUGCUGCUGAUGGGAGGCUUCAGUUACUCACCUCAGCAAUGGGCUUUGGUGGUCCUAACCAGCUCUUUAUACACUCUGUUCAAGACCAUCGGAGUGCUGGGUCCUGCUCCAGUGGAGAUUUCUGAGGUGUCUGAGAGCAGGAAGAUGGAUGUGGCUCAUGGCCUGGCCUGGUCCAUCUACCUGGGCUACCUGAAGCUUGUGCUGCCAGAGCUGGAGGGGCAGGUGAAGAAGCACUGUAACGAGACCAGAGAGGUGCUGAACUCCGCCCGGCUCCACAUCCUGCUGCCUCUGAGUGCAGCAGCUACAGCCAGGCUGGAGGAGGUGGACCGUAAUGUGCAGUACCACAAAAACCUGCCUGACCUGCAGCUGGACCGGGCUGGGGUCAGAGGCAGAGUCUACAAACACAGCAUCUACAAAAUCACCGACCAGAACCAAAAGGAUUAUUACUGUGUGGCGGAGUACGCCACCCCUCUGCUGACUCUGUAUCAGAUGUCUCAGGAUGGCAUUGCAGGGUUCAGUGCAUGGGACAGGAGGCAGCAGGUCCUGCUCUUCUACAACACCCUCACUCACAUCCUGGAGAGUUCUCUAGAGUGCCGCAACCGCUAUCGCCUCAUUCUCCUGGAAGAUGAUCAGGCUGCUGAACCUCAUUACCUGUCCCAGGAGCUCAUCAAAAACCUGCAGCAGGAGGAGCACGAGAUCCCCAUGGAACAGGGGCGUGAAUUCCCCCGUCCCGUGGCAGAAGUGGGGCUGAAGAGAGCUCCCGUUCAGCACAACGGUGUUCAGGAGCAGCCGGCCUGCUCCAUGCCCAGCCUGGAGAUCAGCGGCCCCAUGUCCCUGAGGUCUUUGCCUGAAGAGAACACAGACUACACCCAUCACUGAAACAACACAGGCAGAUAGAGCUGCUCUCAGCACAGUUUACUGCUACCAAAAAAAGACAUACAAUUGUAGAAAUGGGGAAUGUUCUCUAGUUCUGAUUUAAAAAUCGACAACAAUUGUUGAGCUGUUGAUUAAAAUUCUGUAACAACA